Messenger RNA from Sclerotinia sclerotiorum 1980 UF-70, 168 nucleotides. RefSeq lists its product with no specific name. Bases 1 to 168 code for a protein of 55 amino acids. The record is from RefSeq and is a predicted model, not a curated record. The transcript has 2 exons. NCBI's taxonomy places the organism in Eukaryota, Fungi, Ascomycota, Leotiomycetes, Helotiales, Sclerotiniaceae.
AUGAUUCUUGUAAUGAAUGUGUACAUCGAGCCAUACAAACGCGUUCUCGGAAGAUGGCAAUGUGGAUGGUUUCCAGUGGGGAAGGACGAAAAUGAAGCUUUAUCCGGAGGAUUCUACGAUGACAUUACUCGAAUUCAUCAUGUCUAUGCUACUGAGGCACCCAAUUGA